GCGCACAUGGCAGUGUUGUGGGAAAUCCCACCGAAAACAAAGUUGACAAUACGUGUGUCACUCGCGGCCUGAGAGGUUGACUAAAUGCUUUGAUUUCGUUAAAAAUGGACAACGAUGUUGAUAAGUUUUAUCGGGAGCUGCCAAAAGUGGAGCUUCAUGCCCAUCUCAAUGGAUCUGUCAGCUUCCAAACUAUGGAAAAGCUCAUUGCCCGCAAGAAACACCUCGGUAUUGAACGCAGUAUGACUGCUAUUCGAAACGACCAGAGGAGGACGUUAGACGAGUGUUUUCAGGUGUUCAAGGUUAUUCAUCAGCUGGUUGAUACGGAGGAGGAUAUUUUGAUGGUGGCUAAGGAUGUUAUAAGGGAGUUUGCAGAUGACGGUGUCAGGUAUUUGGAACUGAGAAGUACACCAAGAGAGGAGAAAAACACAGGACUGACAAAAACGAAGUAUGUUGAAACAAUCCUUGAAGCCAUCCAACAGUGUAAAAACGAGGGAGUGGACAUUGAUGUCAGGUUCCUUGUGGCUGUAGAUCGCAGGAAUGGGACAGAAGUUGCCAUUGAGACUGUGAAGCUGGCUGAGGAGUUCAUGCUCACCACUGAUGGUUUGGUGGUUGGUGUGGAUCUAAGUGGUGAUCCAACGGUGGGACAUGGGAGAGAUCUAUUUCCUGCCCUGGAGAAGGCCAAAAAUGGGGGACUGAAGCUGGCGCUGCACCUCUCUGAAGUCCCAUCUCAGCUGGAGGAAUCAGAGUUGUUGUUGAACCUUCCGCCAGAUAGGAUCGGUCAUGGAACCUUUUUGCAUCCUGAAGUGGGAGGCUCUCAAAUUCUUGUUGACAAAGUGGUGAAAAACAACAUCCCACUGGAACUGUGUUUAACAUCUAACGUUGUGGGUCAAACAGUGCCAUGUUAUUCCAAACACCACUUCCAGUACUGGUACCAUUUGGGACACCCAAGUGUUAUUUGUACUGAUGAUAAGGGAGUCUUCUGUACAGACUUGUCUCAUGAAUAUCAGCUGGCAGCUUCCACAUUUGGUCUCAGUCAUGAAGCCAUAUGGAAACUUUCUCAGGAGGCUAUAGACUGUACCUUUGCACCGGAGACCCUCAAACAGCAGCUGAAGCAGAAGUGGAACGAAUUAAGACCUCACGUGUGCCAAUAACGUUAAUUGGGGCACAAAGCCAAUUACAUACAUUUUAUAAUAAAUUUCUCAUUGGGGAAAAUUUAUAACUGAAAAGUACGGUUUCUUCUGAAACAUUUUAAGCAACACAAAGACUACUCCCAACUUUGUACAUGCUUUGAAUAAUUUAUAUAAAAUACAAGAAUCGGGAGUCAACAACCAACAUGUUGCAUGUAAUGUGAAGACAUAAAAAAAGAUGCAUAUACAGUCCCUCUGGUGAUUCCUUCUUACAGUCAAGUCCAUUCAUUCCUUGUAGUACCCCAGGUGUAUAUAGACAACAAACUGGACUGGACUAAACACUGAUGCCCUCUACAAGAAGGGACAGAGCCAUCUCUAACUUUUGAGGAGGCUGAGGUCCUUCAACAUCUGCCAGACAAUGCUUAAGACGUGGUACGAGUCUGGUGGCCAGUGCUCUCCUGUUUGCUGUUGUGUGUUGGGGCAACAGGUUGAGGGUAGCAGAUGCAAACAGGCUCAAUAAACUGAUCCGCAAGGCCGGUGACAUCGUGGGGGUAGAGCUGGACUCUGGCAGCGGUUUCUGAGAGGAGGAUGCUGUUGAAGUUAUGUGCCAUCAUGGACAAUGUCUCCCACCCACUUCAUGACAUGCGGGUCGGGCACAGGAGUACUUUUACUGAUAAGACUCAUUCUGCUGAAAGGCACUACAGAGUGCCACAAGAGGUAAUUCCUGCCUGUGGCCAUCAAACUUUACAACAACUCCUCCCUCAGAGUGUCAGACACUGAGUCAAUAGUCAUUAGACAGGCCCUUCGACUUAUUUUACCCUGUUGGGUGUUUGUUUGUGCCGUUUGUUUCGUGCUGCAGUGUAGGUAAAGUGUUGUAUGCUGGAGCAUGGUGCACAUAUGUUUUAUAUAUUUUGUUCUUGUUUCUGUUUCUUAUUUUAUCUUCUAUUUCUCUCUGUUUUUGUUGUUUCUAUUUUCUUGUUGGUUUUUCUUGCUAGAAUGUGUGUCUGUAAUGGGAUACAACUUACCAUUGGGGAUGAAUAAAGUAUUUCUGAUUCUGAGAGAUGCUCAGACUCCUUAAACGGGCAGGCCAAACUGCCACUGCUGUAUAAUCAGUCUCAUUA
Molecule: messenger RNA, 2248 nt
Organism: Lampris incognitus (smalleye Pacific opah)
Lineage: Eukaryota; Metazoa; Chordata; Actinopteri; Lampriformes; Lampridae
Gene: mapda
Product: adenosine deaminase-like
Exons: 10
Coding region: 105-1151 (348 amino acids)
Biological process (GO): adenosine catabolic process; inosine biosynthetic process
Molecular function (GO): adenosine deaminase activity
Source: RefSeq, a predicted model, not a curated record